AUCCACACUUUGCAGGCAAUUCGACAGUAACCUCUCUACCCAUAACGUUAUCCUACCUAAGUACUCUCACCCGCACCUGCACGUUGGUGAAUAAUAAGCACGUGAAACCGUGUAUACCUGCCUGCGAGAGAAGCCGAACUCAAGAGGCAACUCUUACCCGACCUCGGUUGAUCGCAAGUGCGCCAUCAACACCAUAACAUAUAUCUAUGACGACUCCUCCAUCGUCAGCGAACUACGAAGCUCCAGCAACCUCCAAUACACCGGCCAUGGCAGAAGAACCGCAUCCCCCGCCAUCCACAACCACAGCACCAGACCCCGCGCUCCCAACCACGACUCCCUCAUCAUCGUCCUCGCCAUCGCCACCAUUAUCAAGCUCAAGCUCCCCAGAAGCACCCUCCUCCUCAGCCGCAACACCCACCCACAAGACACCCCGUUCAACCCUCCAAACCCUCCGCAUCCUCCUCCUCCGCACCCUCCACCGCCUAGCCACCAAAACCGACCGCACCCUCACCCGCCUCUCCACCCUCCUCAGUACCCCCCGCGGCAUCGACGUCUUCCUCUGCACAAUAAGCUACACGCUCAAAUUCCUCUCCGCAGCCAUCACCAAACACCUCAACCGCAAACUCUCCACACUAGCGGCAUCUGUGGCCCAAAAAGCCGACGAGCUACUCCUCCUACCGGGCGAGUCUUUCGUAGCUACCUUCCCGGCUCCGAGGCGCGAUGCCGUGCUCGCCAAGGCGGCGAAGAGCAGCCAGGCGCUGUACGCUGUGAUUUCCGACUUCCGCAUCUUUGUGCGGUUGUGGGGGUUAUUGGGGUUGUAUACGUGGGCGAAGGGGGAGUGGAAAGGUGCUGAUGGUGCUGGUGCUGCGCGGCAGAGGAAGAGUUGGAAGGAGAGGAUCUUGAAGGGUAUCACGUGGGCGGAGAUUGGGUCGUUGGUGGCGUUCCAGGUGCUGGAGAAUGGGGCAUACUUGUCGUCAAAGAAGGUGUUGACAUCGGAAGCAUGGGCCGGGGAACAGGGAGCCGCGCGGGAGACGAAAUGGUGGUUAUGGUCGUGCCGGUUUUGGGCAGCGUAUGUGGUGCUGGAGGGUGCAAGGCUAGGCACGCUUUGGUACUAUGCGGGUGAGGAGGACAGGGCGCUGGAGGCGGAUGGGGAGAAGGAGGGGAAGCUGGUGAGGGAGAGGAAGAGGGCGGAGGAUCGGUUAUGGUGGAGAGAUAUACUCAGCAAUGCUGGGUAUUUCCCUUUGACGCUUCACUGGAGUGUCGAUGGGGGCUUGAUGGGCGAUAUGGCUGUUGGACUUUGCGGUAUGCUAGCCGGUGGUGCGAACCUGUUGGAUGCGUGGCAGGCAACGGCGUGAUGAACGGCAAGGAGUAAUACCAGAUUGAGAGAGAUUAUGCGGAUGCUGAGUUUUGGAGGCGUCUCCUUCAAAUGAUCUGAAAUCUUUGGGUCCUUCAGAGGUGUAUAAGUACCUAUUGUUUGUAUCCAUAGUGUACAUAUCUGAAAUGUCAUGAUAUUCAGCCCAG
Westerdykella ornata is the source of this 1521-nucleotide messenger RNA. RefSeq lists its product as uncharacterized. The record is from RefSeq and is a predicted model, not a curated record. The transcript has a single exon. Bases 207 to 1355 code for a protein of 382 amino acids. Lineage: Eukaryota; Fungi; Ascomycota; Dothideomycetes; Pleosporales; Sporormiaceae.